Fukomys damarensis (Damara mole-rat) is the source of this 2159-nucleotide messenger RNA. RefSeq names its product solute carrier family 10 member 3 (gene Slc10a3). The record is from RefSeq and is a predicted model, not a curated record. The coding region runs from base 623 to 2056 and encodes 477 amino acids. Gene Ontology annotation, biological process: bile acid and bile salt transport. Gene Ontology annotation, cellular component: membrane. The transcript has 2 exons. Lineage: Eukaryota; Metazoa; Chordata; Mammalia; Rodentia; Bathyergidae. Gene Ontology annotation, molecular function: bile acid:sodium symporter activity.
GCCUGACCACACCGGGCCGGGAAGGGCCGCCUCCCAUCCUUGAGGCCUGCGGGGGCCCAGGGGUGCUGCGAGAGCCCACCCAGCUCGAGGGGCGUCCGGUGGGUCAUGCGCCAAUCCUUCGUCCUCCCAGUUCGUGCCCGAGCCCCGCUUGUGCCCACCUGACAACUUCCGGGCUCCCGUUGGAGAGGAGCCCAGGUCGCAGGGCCACACACCCUAGUCCCUAAACACCUGCCGCUUUGCAAACGCCUGGGGCUGGCAUUGCCUCUGCCUUGAACUGCAUUGGCUCAAACUCUUCCAGCCGCACGCAGAUACGGGUGGCAUCAGAGCCCAAGCCCCGUGCCCUGCUGCACAGACUUGACGAGCGUGCAGAGACACCAGCCUCCCUUCAGGCCAGCUCCUCAGCACCGCCCCCCCUCACUUGACCUCUCCCACCCACCCUGCCUGUCCGGCCUCAGCCUUCUGCCACAAGACACAGGCUGGACCAGGGGAGAGCCUUGCCCUCGAGGCAGGCAGCACCGAACCAGCACAGCCUAUGGAUCCUUCUCAGGAGGAGCCUACGGCACCAGCAGGGGCGCUCUCCUGAGCUGCAGAGGUCUGGGCACCCCAUCCUCUGGCGAGAGCUAUGGUAUGCAGGAGAGGCAGGGGCGCCCGGCGGCAGCUGCCAGGCCCAGGCCAGGAGGGAGGGUGUUCUGGUCCCCUGACCAUGCUGGGAACCACCCUGCUACUUCUGAGCCUGCCACUGUGCGCCCAGGGCAUUGCUCCAGCCGACCUCAGCACUGCUCUGGGCCACACCGUGCCCCUGGCAAGGGGCCGCUACCUGAGUAUUGGAGAUGGCUCUGUGGUGGAGUUUGAGUUUCCCGAGGAUAGUGAGGGCAUCAUUGUGAUCUCAAGCCAGUACCCAGGCCAGGCCAAUGGGACCGGGCCUGGCCCUACACUGAAGGUUACAUCCCUGGACACAGAAGUGCUGACCAUCAAGAACGUGAGUGCCAUAACAUGGGGUAGUGGGGGUGGCUUCGUGGUGAGCAUCCACUCUGGCCUGGCUGGGCUGGCGCCACUCCGCAUCCAGCUCGUGGACCUUCAUGAGGCCCCACCCGUGCUGAUCGAGGAGCGGAGAGAUUUCUGCAUUAAGGUCUUGCCAGCCGAAGAUGCCCCAGCCCAGCUCACUGCCAGCCUGGCCCACUUCUCGGAGAACCCAAUCCUCUACGUGCUCUUGCCACUCAUCUUCGUCAACAAGUGUUCAUUUGGGUGCAAAGUGGAACUUGAGGUCCUCAAGGGGCUCCUGCAGAGCCCCCAGCCCGUGCUGCUGGGCCUCCUGGGCCAGUUUCUGGUCAUGCCCUUCUAUGCCUUCCUGAUGGCCAAGGUCUUCAUGCUGCCCAACACCCUGGCUCUGGGCCUCAUCAUUACCUGCUCGUCACCUGGUGGUGGGGGCAGCUACCUCUUCAGCCUUCUUCUCGGAGGGGACAUCACGCUGGCCAUCUCCAUGACUUUCAUCUCAACGGUGGCCGCCACUGGGCUCCUGCCACUGUCCUCGGCCAUCUACAGCCGCCUGCUCAGCAUUCACGAAACACUGCACGUGCCGGUCUCCAAGAUCCUGGGGACCUUGCUGUUCAUUGCCAUCCCCAUAGUGGUGGGCAUGGUGAUCAAGUUCAAGCUUCCCAAGUUCUCUCAGUUGCUGCUGCAGGUCAUCAAGCCCUUCAGCUUCAUGCUGCUGCUGGGCGGCCUCUUCCUGGCCUACCGCAUGGGGGUCUUCAUCCUGGUAGGAGUCAGGCUGCCCAUCGUCCUAGUGGGCCUCACAGUGCCCCUGGUCGGCCUCCUGGUAGGCUACUGCCUUGCUAUCUGCCUGAGGCUGCCGGUGGCGCAGCGGCGGACAGUCAGCCUUGAGGUGGGGGUGCAGAACAGCCUGCUGGCCCUGGCCAUGCUGCAGCUGUCCCUGCGCCGCCUCCAAGCAGACUACGCCUCUCAGGCCCCCUUCAUUGUGGCACUGAGCGGGACCUCUGAGAUGCUGGCCCUGGUCAUCGGCCACUUCAUCUAUAGCAGCCUCUUUCCAGUCCCAUGAGGCCACUGCCUUGCCCUCUGCCCACUGUCCCCACGGUUCCUGUGUACCAAAGGCCUUUAGUUCUCAUGCACUAUGCACUCAGACAAAUCCAGGCUUAUUUUUU